Messenger RNA from Loxodonta africana (African savanna elephant), 3251 nucleotides. It is a transcript of the gene HDC, whose product is annotated as histidine decarboxylase. Gene Ontology annotation, cellular component: cytoplasm. The record is from RefSeq and is a predicted model, not a curated record. NCBI's taxonomy places the organism in Eukaryota, Metazoa, Chordata, Mammalia, Proboscidea, Elephantidae. Bases 544 to 2523 code for a protein of 659 amino acids. Gene Ontology annotation, biological process: histamine biosynthetic process; L-histidine catabolic process. Gene Ontology annotation, molecular function: pyridoxal phosphate binding; histidine decarboxylase activity. The transcript is spliced from 12 exons.
AUUAAUGAAAAUAAAAUCGAUUGUGUUAGAGAUUAACAUCUGCAUAUGCCUGAGUGCAGCCUGGCCAGCAAGGGAGCACAGCUAUAAGGAUCUGUUUCUCCUUCCUCACUGCUGAUAGGGAAGCAAUGGUGAGAAUGAUACUACUCAUUCUGAACUGCUGGGGUGUGUUCUGGGCUAGGACCCCAUUGUCUGAAUUCAGGAGCAGAAAGAACUGAAGAGGCUGCCUGCAGGCCAGGGUUGCUAAGUGCACUGUUUAGUUUAGAAGUGCUUUUUAUCCUGAACCUCUUGACAAGCUGAAGUUCUGGUCACUGCCCCCAGCAAGGAGUGGGGGGAGAAGAGGUGGAAUUAAUUGAACCUAGAGGAAGGGCCUUUCAAGGGAGGAGCUAAGGCCAAAGAAGGAAGACGUCAGUGAAUCCUUUAAAUAAAGGACCCACACUGGUCCCAGGAAGUGCACAGGAAAAGCAGGCAGGAGGCUGGGCUGCUUCACUGCUUUCCUCCUCCUGCGUGUCCCAUCUUUGAGAAAGAGCCUGAGCCGAGGGAGAGAUGAUGGAGCCGGAGGAGUACAGAAAGAGAGGAAAGGAGAUGGUGGAUUACAUCUGCCAGUACCUGAGCACUGUGCGGGAAAGGCAGGUCACCCCAGAUGUGCAGCCUGGCUACCUGCGAACCCAGCUUCCUGAGAACGCUCCUGAGGAACCUGAUGGCUGGGACAGCAUCUUUGCGGACAUUGAGCGGAUCAUCAUGCCUGGGGUGGUGCACUGGCAGAGCCCCCACAUGCACGCCUACUUCCCAGCCCUCACUUCUUGGCCAUCCCUGCUGGGAGACAUGCUGGCUGAUGCCAUCAACUGCUUGGGGUUCACCUGGGCUUCCAGCCCUGUGUGCACAGAGCUGGAGAUGAAUGUCAUGGACUGGCUGGCGAAAAUGCUGGGACUCCCAGAGCACUUCCUGCACCACCACCCCAGCAGCCAGGGAGGUGGCGUUUUGCAGAGCACAGUCAGUGAAUCAACCUUGAUAGCAUUGCUGACUGCAAGGAAAAACAAAAUCCUAGACAUGAAAAUAUCUGAGCCUCAUGCUGACGACUCCUCCCUGAAUGCCCGACUCAUUGCCUACACUUCUGACCAGGCCCACUCCUCAGUGGAAAAGGCUGGUUUGAUUUCUCUUGUGAAGAUGAGAUUUCUACCUGUGGAUGACAACUUCUCCCUCCGAGGUGACACUCUACAGAAAGCCAUUGAGGAGGAUAAAGAUCGGGGCUUGGUGCCUGUCUUUGUCUGCGCAACUCUAGGGACCACAGGAGUCUGUGCAUUUGACUGCCUGUCAGAGUUGGGCCCUAUCUGUGCCAGGGAGGGGCUGUGGCUCCACAUCGAUGCUGCCUAUGCGGGCACUGCCUUCCUGUGCCCUGAGUUCCGGGGCUUUCUGAAGGGUAUCGAGUAUGCCGAUUCCUUCACCUUUAAUCCUUCCAAGUGGAUGAUGGUGCACUUUGACUGCACUGGGUUCUGGGUCAAGGACAAGUACAAGCUGCAGCAGACCUUCAGCGUGAACCCCAUCUACCUCAGGCAUGCCAACUCAGGUGCGGCCACUGACUUCAUGCACUGGCAGAUCCCUCUGAGCCGGCGGUUUCGCUCUAUUAAACUCUGGUUCGUGAUUCGCUCCUUCGGUGUGAAGAGCCUUCAGGCACACGUCAGACACGGUACUGAAAUGGCUAAAUAUUUUGAAUCUUUGGUCAGAAAUGACCCUUUCUUUGAAAUUCCUGCCAAGAGGCACCUUGGCCUGGUGGUUUUUCGUCUGAAGGGUCCUAAUUGUCUCACAGAAAGUGUGUUAAAGGAAAUUGCUAGAUCUGGCCGUCUCUUCCUCAUCCCAGCCACCAUCCAGGACAAGCUGAUCAUCCGUUUCACUGUGACAUCCCAGUUUACCACCAGGGAUGACAUACUGAGAGACUGGAACAUCAUUCGAGAUGCUGCUACCCUCAUCCUCAGUCAGCACUGUACUUCUCAACCUAGCCCUCGUGUUAGGAACCUCAUCCCACAAACUGGAGCCAUGGUGAGUGGGAUGCCCCUUCAUUCUGUCGGUGGGACAGGAGAUGACCCAGCCCAGGCUGGGAAGAUCAUCACGCAGCCUCAACAUGGGAAAGCCAGUCCUAUGAGAAGGGAUGACAGCCGCUAUCUUGAAACUCUGCUGGACCCACUUGAUGACUGCUUUUCAGCAGAAGCCCCCGAAGUCACCAAGCACAAGCUAUCCUCUUUCCUGUUCAGUUACUUGUCUGUGCAGAACAAGAAGAAGACGGUGCGUUCCCUCAGUUGCAACAGUGUGCCCGUGAGUGCUCAGAAGCCCCUGCCCUCAGAUGGCUCCAUGAAGAAUGGAGGCUCCUCCCGGGUUAGAAUUUUCUCCAGGUUUCCAGAAGAGAUGAUGAUGCUGAAGAAAAGUGCCUUCAAAAAAUUAAUUAAGUUCUACAGUGUCCCCAGCUUCCCUGAAUGCAGCUCUCAGUGUGGGUUCCAGCUGCCCUGCUGCCCUCUGCAGGCCAUGGUUUGAGCCAGGGAGGCUGUGAACCCCUCAAAAUUGUGUGCCAAAUUUAUGUGCUAUGUGUGUGUGCAUUUUUCUUGGAAGAGAUUUCAUAAUUUUUAUCAGAUUUUCCGGGGGAUUCAUAGCCCACUAUAGGCUACAAAUGAAGGGUUUAACCUAGCAUGUCCAGAAGGUUCCAGAAGGCUGGUCAGAGAAAGAGGUGAAGGUAGUGAGUGUACUGACAGGAAGCUUCUGUGGUUCAGCUUGUGACAUUAAAUACAAUGUACAAAUAAAUUGUGCUUGUCUCUGAAAAAGAGCAUAUCCUUGUGUGACUUAAUUAACCCCUGAAGCAUUAAUUAACCUAAAUGGAGGGUAUAGAGUUUCUUAGGGCUGUAUCAAAGGACCAAAAAUCCAGUGGCUUAUAAGAACAGAAAUUUAUUGUCUCAUAGUUCUGGAGGUGGGGAGUCUGAAUUCAGAGGGUCAGCAGGGCCAUGAUCUAGGGGAGGAGCCUCGCCUAUUUUCUCUGCCUUCUGGUAUCCCCAGGAAUUCGUCUCGCAGUGACCGUAAAACUCCAUCAUCACAUGGCUGUCUUCCCUCUGUCUCUCCACAUCUCUUUUAUAAAGAUACCACUCCAAUUGAAUUAGGCCCACCCUACUCCAGGAUGACCUCAUGUUAAAUAAUAACAUCUUCAAAGACCCUAUGUCCAAACAAGGUCACUUUCACAGGUACCAAGGAUUAGGACUUCAGCAUACCUUUUU